CUUCCUUAAACUGUGAAAAAUAGCUGUAGCCAUUGUCGGAAUUAUACCGAAAAUCACCUUGACAGAUAAGUUGAGGAUUGUAUAAGUCUAUGGUUAGCAGUCAGUCUGGGUUCCUGUUUGUGAACUGGUCCAAGUACACAUAGUGAUAUCAUGCUGGCUGCACAUUUAACAGUCGUGCUAGGUCUAACACUUUGUACCUGCCCAGACCACGCAGUUGGCGCAUGCAAUGAAGGACAAUCAUGCACCACGGCUGAUGGGAAUAUUGGCAAAUGUUUAAGCGGACGAUGCCUGAGUAUACUGCCUAUUGACAUACGAGAGAAUCUUACUUUUGUCAUAACUGUGAAGUACCCAGAUAAAAUGCUUCAGAAACAUGGUGGCAGUAGUCUUUUCGUACGAGGCAAUGGUCUUGGCUUAGAAUGGAUUAAAGGGAAUCAACUUCAAAAGACGUCGAGCGACACUUGGCAAAUAAACAUUCACUAUCAGUCCUCUUUAGACGGUUUCCAGUGUCAGUCAUGCCAAGAUAAGUCUUUCCUUGAACAUGAUCAGUUUCAGUAUCGUAUUCUUCUUGACGACAACCAGGACAUGUUAGGAGCAAACUUUGCUGUUAAUCUACCGUUAGCGAAAUCGUCCAGCUAUUUUAACCUUAAGCCGGAAAUAACUGUUUUUCCAUGGUUCUAUUCUAAGUCUGGGACUUAUGAAAAUAUAACCUUAGAAUCUCCGCAGAUAGGUGGAAAUAGAACCAUUUCUAUAUAUUUUCCCCCAAGCUUCCACGAAAACACAUACAAAAUCUAUCCCGUUCUCAUUGUCACUGAUCUCAAAGCCGGAUAUGCCCAGAUUAAACCGUACGUGUUUGAAGAACUGAUGUACCCACAUGGAGCCACAGUGGAAUUCGUUGUAAUUGGCUUUGAAGACUAUAAAAACUGCCGUACGACACUUCUUACUACGCCAGUUGGUUCAGAAAUGUACUGUAAAGAAGGGACAUACUCAAACCGAUGUAACAACUGCUACUCGAGCACAACAGUUGAUUACACACCCGCCUGGUUUCAAGUAUUGAAGGAUAAAUGUGGAUAUCGUUACUUUACAGGAGGCAAAGCGGAAGAUACUAUAAACUUCCUGUUAGACACAGUGUAUCCGAGAGUACAAACUAUAUCAUCCAAUAGACUCUCGACGAAACGUGACGACAUUGGUUUCAUGGGAUAUUCCAAUGGCGGAUUGACGGCCUGUCAUGCGGCCUGGACUUUGCCGGAAAGAGUGGGUUUUGCGGCUUGCCUGUCUUCAUCGUUCUGGUGGCCCUUUAACAACGUCACGUGGACAACUUGCGAUUUCAAUUUUAUAAACAAAACUUUAAAGGACCCUAAUUACCUAAAAAGCCGUCCACCACAGAAGAUCUACAUAGACGCCGGCGGCGCGGAGGCAAAUGAGCCUUAUAUGACUAAGCAAGUUGCCAUAGAAACAGCCGAGUAUCUGGAUUCGAUGGAUUACUUCACCAUGAACAAGAAUCUCUGGGUUCACAUCUUUCCCGGAGAACAUCACAGUUACUAUUCCUGGAUGAAAAGGGCAUGGAGAGCGAUGUCUGUUCUGCUGCCGGCACCCGGCUCGCCGGCAAUGCCACAAGUAUCGAGUCUGCCUAUAGUUGGGUGACAUGUUGCAAUUAUUUGUUCUACUGUACCAAAUCUUAAACAUUUUCACUUAAUGUCUUGAGUCACAUUAAAUUCAGUCUGCGCGACAA
This is a messenger RNA of Mercenaria mercenaria, 1729 nucleotides long. RefSeq lists its product as uncharacterized. The transcript is spliced from 5 exons. The record is from RefSeq and is a predicted model, not a curated record. Bases 151 to 1641 code for a protein of 496 amino acids. Lineage: Eukaryota; Metazoa; Mollusca; Bivalvia; Venerida; Veneridae.